Trichobilharzia regenti is the source of this 1074-nucleotide messenger RNA. The record is from the annotation of a GenBank genome assembly. Lineage: Eukaryota; Metazoa; Platyhelminthes; Trematoda; Strigeidida; Schistosomatidae.
AUGACUUCAGAAGAUGCUGCUGAUGAAGAUAAACAGAAAACGCCAUUAGCUUUACCAACACAACCAUAUUGUCGUAUUCAUUGUCGUCAAUCCGCUGUACGUGCAGCACGUUUUAAUGCUGAUGGAAAUUAUUGUAUGACAGCUGGUGGAGAUAAAACUAUAAAAUUAUGGAAUCCAUAUAAUUGUCGUUUAUUGAAAACGUAUACAGGACAUGGUGGGGAAGUAUCUGAUGUACAGGCAGGUAAAGAUAAUAGUCAACUUGGUUCUGGUGGAGCAGAUUGUUUAGUUAUGCUAUGGGAUGUUGCUACAGGACAAUCAAUCCGCCGAUGGCGUCGACAUGCUGGACGUGUGAAUUCUGUUCUAUUCAUUUCACCAUUUUAUAAUACUGAUGCUCUGGAUCCUAGUCCAAUUUUAUUAUCAACUGGUGUUGAUGGAAUGGUUCUAGUUUGGGAUGCUAGAGCACGGACACCUUAUCCAGUCCAGACGAUGCAUGAAGCUCGUGACAGUGUCACUUGUUGUGCAUUUCGACGGAAUCAAAUUGUUACUGGUUCUGUUGAUCGAUGUGUUCGAACAUAUGAUAUCCGUAGAGGUGAAAUGAUUGAAGACUAUAUAGGCUAUCCAAUUACAUCAGUAUCAAUUACGCUGGAUAGUCAAUGUUUUCUUGUCGGUACACAAGAUUCAACUUUACGUCUAUUUGAUGCGUUAACUGGUGAACUGUUGAAUAGAUACACAGGACAUACCAAUCAGACAUACAGAAUGGAUAGUACACUCAUGAAUUUAGAUCAUCAUAUCGUGAGUGGAUCAGAAAAUGAUGGUCUUGUCUUCAUAUGGGAUUUUAUACAAUCCAGUAUACCAAUUCAUAAAUUGGAUCAUCAACCUGGCAGUCAAAUAUGGGGUGUUCUAUAUCCACACAAUUCAGAACCAGUUGCUGAGUUGAUCAUUGAGACUGCGAAAUCUGUCAACUUUAUGAUUCAUUCAGUAUCUGCACAUCCAAGACAAAGUAAACUGCUUACCUCAGGUGGUGAUUUUGUUUGGCUAUGGGAUGCUGAACCGAAGGAUGUUGAAAAAGAAUGA